AUGGCCUUCCCAGGCAGAAGAUAUUCAGGCCUUCCCUUUGGAACUCCCAAAAGCCGUUCAAAGGGAAAAAACACCCCAUUACUGCAGUACGUACUGGAUCACUCCUUGAGGGAACACCCGGCUUUGAAGAAGCUAAGAUUGGUUACUUCAAACCUUCCCAAUAAAAUGAUGAUGGUGUAUGAACAGGCCCAGCUUAUGGCCAACCUGGCGAGGCUGAUCAAAGCAAAGAAGGUCAUUGAAGUAGGUGUCUUUACAGGGUACAAUGCUUUAAACAUGGCUCUGCUCAUACCCGAGGAUGGCAGAGUCGUCGCCUGCGAUAUAAGCGAAGAUUAUGCCAAUAUCGGAAAGCCGGUGUGGAAAGAGGCAAGAGUGGAUCACAAAAUUGACCUAAGGAUAAAGCCAGCCAUCCAAACACUAGAACUUCUGGCAAAUGGCGAAGCUGGGACAUUUGACUUUGCUUUCAUAGAUGCUAACAAAGAUGGGUACAACGAUUACUAUGAAAGAUGCUUACAGCUUGUGAGGAAAGGAGGGAUAAUAGCAAUUGAUAAUGUUUUGUGGUCGGGAGUCCUUAAGCCAGCCAAAGAGACCUGUGAUGGCCAGCACCCCCAUCAGUUGAAUGAGAAGAUCUUCCGUGAUCCGCGAGUGAAUAUUAGCAUGCUCCCCAUUGGCGAUGUGACGUUGGCAUUUAAGCUUAGGAGAGAAGCCCAGAUGCUGUAGAUGGGCUGGGCCCUCCAAUCAUGGGAACAAUGAAGAUGAAAUGAUGUAUAUUUGACCUUGUCUCAAU
Messenger RNA from Lacerta agilis (Sand lizard), 784 nucleotides. It is a transcript of the gene COMTD1, whose product is annotated as catechol-O-methyltransferase domain containing 1. The record is from RefSeq and is a predicted model, not a curated record. NCBI's taxonomy places the organism in Eukaryota, Metazoa, Chordata, Lepidosauria, Squamata, Lacertidae. Gene Ontology annotation, molecular function: S-adenosylmethionine-dependent methyltransferase activity; O-methyltransferase activity.